UGUGCAAAGCGAUCCGCACGCACGCGCACGCACGCGCGUGCACGUCUCCCGGAGGAAUCACGGAGCCUUUCGCCACAACCACAGUCUGAACCACCACCACCACCGACAGCUACAACCGCAACAUCAUCCAUCAUCAAAUACUAAGUCCACGUGAGCCAGAGACGAACAGCAGCUGCAGCAGCAGCAGCAACAGAGCGGGAUGAAGACGUGAACAGCAUCGGGCAUCUCUCUCUCUCUCGCUCCCGACAACAGCGGCGCUUCAGUGUGGUGGGGACCGCGGCUCUCAUCACCAAAUCCCGGGAUACGUUAUUAUCAUCAACAACAACGAAGACGUUGUUGUUGUCCUUCCUGGUCGCCAUCAUCAUCAUCAGCAUCGUCGUCGUCGUCAUCAUCGCGCUGUGUUGAGCAAACGGAGGCAGGUGGCGGUGCCUGGAGACGAGGUGAAUACGGGACGAGGACGAGGAGGAGAUUUGAAAGGGUGGUUGGCAGCGGCGGCGGUGGUGGUGGUGGAGGCCCUUGCCAGUGCCAUGGGCUGCUCGCUGAGCGCCGAGGAGCGCGCCGCGGCCCAGCGCUCGCGUCUCAUCGACCGCGGACUCAAGGACGCGCGGCACCGCUCGGCACGGGAGGUCAAGCUGCUGCUCCUGGGUGCUGGUGAGUCUGGGAAGAGCACCAUCGUCAAGCAGAUGAAGAUCAUCCACGAGGCUGGCUACUCGCCUGAGGAGUGCCGCCAGUACGCCGCCGUGGUGUUCAGCAACACCAUCCAGUCCAUCGUGGCCAUCGUGCGAGCUAUGGCCAGCCUCAAGGUGUCGUUCGCUGACCCGGCCUGCGCGGAGGACGCUAGGAGGCUGCUGGCGCUGGUGGAUGCGCAGGAGGAGGGCGUCUUGUCGCCGGAGUUGGCGGCCGUGGUGCAGCGGCUGUGGGCGGACCCUGGCGUGCAGGCAUGCUUCGGCCGCUCUCGCGAGUACCAGCUCAACGACUCCGCCGCUUACUACCUGAACGACGUGGCUCGGAUCUCGCGGGCCGACUACGUGCCCACUCAGCAGGACGUGCUGCGCACGCGCGUCAAGACCACGGGCAUCGUGGAGACACACUUCAUCUUCAAGAGCCUGCACUUCAAGAUGUUUGACGUCGGUGGCCAGCGGUCCGAGCGUAAGAAGUGGAUCCACUGCUUCGAGGGCGUCACCGCCAUCAUCUUCUGCGUGGCUCUCAGCGCCUACGACUUGGUCCUGGCAGAGGACGAAGAGAUGAACCGCAUGCACGAGAGCAUGAAGCUGUUCGACAGCAUUUGCAACAACAAGUGGUUCACGGACACCUCCAUCAUCCUCUUCCUCAACAAGAAGGACCUGUUCAAGGAGAAGAUCAAGAACAACCCCAUCACCACUUGCUUCCCCGAGUACACGGGAGGGAACUCGUUCCACGAGACAUCCUCCUACAUCCAGGCGCAGUUUGAGAACCUGAACCGGCGGAGCGACAGCAAGGAGGUGUACACGCACCUGACGUGCGCUACCGACACGCAGAACGUGCAGUUCGUGUUCGACGCCGUCACUGACGUCAUCAUCAAGAACAACCUCAAGGACUGUGGCCUCGUGUGAUGGUGCUACGGCUACCCCCCCCCCCCCCCCCGGGGCAGGGCGCGGAGCGUGGGUGCCGACGCUCAACCGCACACGACGGAGACGAUGACGCCGAUCGCAAACGCACACGUGUCACAUCGUUGCCCCGCCAACGUUCCUGUCGCCUUCUGCCGCUGGACUCAUCGCUCAUGCUGUGGUUGGAUUCCCAGGGAGUCGUGGCUUCCCGUUCCUCACCCCCCCCCCGAUGGAAAUGAAGUUGAAGAUGCAACUCAAAAUAAGAUAUUGCUCUCUCGUCUUGUGGAUACUCAACCCAGGCUGUGGGUUCCAAGAGUGGCGUCAGGGUGACGUCGCGGGAGUGCCACAUCGCCGCCCUGUACCGUGAUCGUGAAUCCUUUGUUUCCCUCCCUGCUCAUUAACGAAGCUUCGAAGUUGUGUCACGCAGCUUCGGGCACACGCAAUCACGCGAGCGUCUGCUGCAACAGCCGCUUGUUCGUUGGGCAAAAGCAAAUACGAGCAGAACUCCUCUGUUCUGUGCCUCCACACAUGAACAAAAUAAUAAGCAGGCCCAUCUGACUAUUGGCUCUCUCGACCAAACAUCAUCAAGCAUUUUUCGCUUAAACAGGCAAACUGCACCGGCCUCGACCUUCUUGGUCUCAUCAGCAGAGUCAGGCUUGUUGAACAUAUGCUGAUGGAUUACCAGAUUUCCAUUGGAAAAUGAGCAUUCCAUAUAAAAUAUGGGACCCCCCCCCCCACAUAUUUCAAUGCAAAAAGCAAUGCCGUGCACUGCUAAGAUGGUAGAGGCACCGAUUGCAUUUCUGCUUUACAUUUGUUUCUGCCCGUAAUGUUUCCAUAGCAAAGCAUGAUGAGGUGGCUUUCUUUGGGCGGCGUGUUCUUUCCGUGAGGCUAUUUCUAACUGGUGUGUGUGUGUGUGGCGUGGAAUUGUAAUCGCAUGAGUGUGGCCCGGGCGGGCGGGCGGGCGGGCGGGCGUCCCCCCACUCCCAUCGUUCACGCUCAGGGGUCCACCCAUUGAAGUGGCUCAAGCUGGCGCUGAGAGAGGCUCGCGAGAGAAAUUACAAGUGACAAAUUGCGCACGCACACACAAGGCGCCAGACUUCGGGCCACGCAACGUGUGGGUACAACCUAGAAAACGCAUCGCAGAGCCGUACAGCGACACAGAAUUGGCUAUGCCUCUCCCAGUUGUCGGCACCGAUCUGCCCUUGGCCUCGUAGAGAUAUCGCCUCUUGAUUGCAUUUUACGCGCCCCCGGCACAGUCGGCACGGGUAAUUGUCGAAUGCGUGCUGCUGCUGCUGCUCUUGGCGAUGUUCUCACGGUGAGAGAUUCAUCACAAGCCCCCCCCGCCCCAACCCCACCCCCCUUCGCAAAUUAUGGUGGACGGGAAUUUCUGAAACCGCAGCCGUACCGGCGAAAGCGGGACGGCGGUCGGUGACCAUAACGGAAUAAGACGGAAACCUGACGCACGCGGCGGUGCGCCCGCUUAUCUCGCUGCACCAUGCUGCCAACCCGGUGACCCGAUUUCCAUUCCCGCUCACGACCGGUAGCAGUGGCGAAUGUUUGCACCAGUCCUGGGUGUGUCCCUCCCCCCCCCCCCCCGAGGUCAAUUCAGGCCUCGUAUACUCUCUGUAUGUUGAACUUUUUUCACACCGUACGUGGCCAAGCGUGCGAAUUGGUAGUGCCAGGGGAAUUACAACAAGCUAAACACCAGAGGCAGUUUCGAAAAGAAAAGAGUACCUGGUGUGGUGUGUAUAAUAUUAGCACUGGGGAGACAAAGGCGACCGGGCGUGGUGUUGGCCACCCACCCCCUCGUGUGCUGGGGCCGGCCUUCAUAGGUGCUCGCUAACAGCACUUGCCCCAACAGUCUGUUAAAAGCUACACUGGGAUAAAACAUGUAAAAUACCACCCCCUCUUCCCCUCUCUUCUCAUGAGAUGAGGCCAGAGCCCAAUGGGUAUUGUUUUAGACUGGUGUCCUGGAUUCAUAACCCACUCUGGAGUUUUUUUUUUGUAAUGUAACGUUUGCAUCUCAUGAUUCUAACAAGUACAAAAUAAUUAAUUGGUAUUUGGUAACAUAGUUGUAACACUUAUAAAAUAAAUAACCAAAUAUGUAUUUUUUGAUGUGCCAAUAUCGCCCUCAAUAAAGUCGGCAUCAGUGCACGUUAGCGGUGCUGGUGGGGGGGGGGGGGUCACAGAGCAACAGGGAUGAGAAAAUAAACUCGUCACGACCUCGGCGUUGAACAUCGACUGAGAGCAGAGUAAAUUGUAACGAAUCGCAUGGUAAAUUAAAAGUAAAGCGAGACUGUUUUUACUUAACGAUUUUAUUUUGUGGGAAGGCAAGUCUUAAAAGGUGUGUCUUGCACAGACCACGGAAUUUAUAGACACAUCAGUAAUGACUGAAUAACGUCGUGAACAUUGCAGUCUGCGUCAGUGUUUAUGUUCAACGACAAGGAAUGUACUUGGGAAGCAGUACGGAGGAGGAGGAGGAGAUGGGAAGUGUGAGCCAGUGGUCGUUAAAGAGGUCGGAUUCUUGGCCGGGUCCGUUGCUUCGGCUGCGGGGAAGAGAUGAGACCUGCGGUCACCGCCAGUGUUGAAGUGUCCGAGUCCGGGGCCCCACGUUUAACGAGAGCAUUCCUUAAGAUUAAUGACGUCGAUGUCGCCAUGGUGGCGAGAUGUUAACUACCUCGCCUGGUAUGCAGGAGGUUGUGAGUUCGAUCCCGACCCUGACUCCUGUAUAUUUGGAGUUUGCUUGUUCUCCCCGUGGUCGCGUGGAUUUUUAUCCGGGGUCCUCUGGUUUUUCCCUCCACAUUUAGACUCAACAUGCGUUUAGAGAGGCGCUUCUCUAAAUUCCACAUGAUAAGCCACUUCAUUCAGCGAUCACUUGUGGUCAGGUCGCUUCUGGAAAAUAGCUGUAUAGCUCAGUGGGCCUUACCUGAUAAAAUAAAAAAUAAUUGUAUUUUUAGUUCAACAGAGGAGGAAUUUUAAAACUACACACUCUCCUGAAGCCCUUUCUUUGCUGUUAGCAGACCUCAACAUUGGUAUUUAGCUCCCGAAUCAUAUUGCCAUCAGGCGCGAGAAUAUAAUUAAUUAAAAUGCAAGUUGCAUCUUUAAACAUAUCAGAUACCUGGUAAAAAAUAAUGAAAGCUAGGAGUAGAGCGGAAUGGAGUGUGAUAAACGCUAGCUAAUGAACAGUUGCUAAUUUUAAGAUGGCAAUUAUACGAUUGCUGCACCAUUAUAUUUUUUUUCCCGUAAUUUUCCUCCAAUCUGAUCCCGACUGGGCUAUUGGCAUCACGAGAGACGAAAAAUCCAUUCGGAUCUCUCGCAGUGCAUUUCAGCCCUUCGUGGGGUGGAAUGGCCCCACAAAAGAGGGCAUUGCGGUGCAACCUCAGAGAUUCCCAUCCAGUGACUACUGAACGCACAAAUAGAGGGGGGGAAGCAUUGUCCCACUCGCUCUGCAUACGAGAGUGAGGAUCGUUGAAUAAGAGUGAAACCGAUGUUGUAAUUUUAGCUCGGAGCUCGGAUUUAGUGGAAUUGCUUCACCGUUAUUAAUGUCACAGCAAAUGCAGUUGCAUAACAUUGCUUUAUUUACUCAGUUUGUAGUUGUGUUUUAACUACUGUAACCCUACGUCUUUUUUAUUACUCGAGGAGGACCAAAUUAGGUGAGUUUUAAGAGAGCAAUAGAGUAAGUAGGUUUACACUAUGAGACCUCCUUUACCAGUGGCAAAAUAUAGUAAUAGGUUUUACCCUUUCAACUGGUACAAAAACUGACACCUUUAUACAAGGCAUCAUGUUUGCAAUAACCACAACACAAGCAGUCAAAAUUCAAGGACAGUGCAUAUCAUUAUCAUCAUUAGAGUUGUUUCUUUUUGUUUGCAUUUUGACUGCUUGUGUUGUGGUUAUUGCAAACAUGAUGCCUUGUAUAAAGGUGUCAGUUUUUGUACCAGUUGAAAGGGUAAAAACCUAUUCCUAGUAAGUAGGUUGUUGACAUCUGCAUUUUUGGAGUGUUGGGAUUUUUUCCGGGUACUUCACUCUCUUCCGACGCACAAAACAAUUGACUAGCCAAUCAAAGCAGGUCCCUCUCGAAAGAGUCCUGAGACUCGUUGAGGCUUUGCUUAGAAAAUAAUGGUUUUUAUUAACCCCCACGUAAAAAAAUAAAAGCACACUGAAGAGUCAUCCGGAGAGCACUUGUCUUCAUGAGUUCGUGGUGUCACGAUUCGCACCCUUGACUCGCACUCCAGAGGUCGCCGGUUCACUUUGAACUCCCGACGCAAAGUCAAAACAAUGGGGCAGGUUUCUCAAUUUCUACCUCCUGUCCCAACGUCCCCCCACCGCCACCUCUAUCCAUCCUUUUACACUAUAAAUGGUAGCACCACAGUUGGUCGAUGGGCAGAUUGCGAGUGGUGGGUAUACAUUGUGGGGGUUUUCCCACCUCCGUGAAGGUGGAAGAGUGGACAAAAAUAUCCUACACGGAGGGCCUCUCUAGCACAGGCCCAUCCACCAGCAGUGACGUGAGCCAGCAAUUGCAGGGCUACACCUUUACCUUGUAGACCAGGCGUGAGCUCCAGAGUGCUGGUGCUGGUUGCCAAGGCUGGCACUGUUUUCAGCAUCAGCGGCUUUUUCCGCGGGAUAACAGUGGGUGGCAUUGUUUACUCGCGUACCAAUUCACUGCGUAGUUUAUAGUCGAGUCAAAGCUGCGUGUGACAGAUUCAAAUCUUGGGGAGAUUGCUUAAUGAGGCCACGAAGAAAAUCUUUUGUCUCUCACCCUUCGUCUUUGAGAUGGGAGGGCAGGAGAGACAUCCCUACCCCGCUGCUGUGAGCACUGUGCGUGCAUCGAGCUUCGUGCAGGUUGCUUUACCCGUCGCUGAGACGUGCGUUGUGCGAGUUCGCGCUGAGCGUAAUUGAGCCGUCUCGUCCGUGUUGAUGUAUUAGGCCCUCCCUGUUCAGAUUUUUUUUUUUCUCCGGCUGGUUGCAGACGUUAAACGCCUACAGUGAUUUAUUACCCUUUCGCGUCCUCGUCGUCAUGUAUGCGUGUGUAAUAAUCCUUCUGAGACGGCUUCGGAAUCGGUCCUUUUUAUUUCCACUUCCACAAUACACUUUACUCACACACUCUCCGUUGCUGGCAGACAACGGAGAGAGGGCAGACUUCACACCAAGUCCCCACCGCGCACGUGGCACCCAGAGCCCCCGUACGCGCGUGGCUCUUGCUCUUGUAGUUCCCCAGUCUGCUCUCGAUCGUUCUCUCUCUCUCUUAAUCCCUUCGUCACGUGGUACCCCCCAGCCAAUCCUCCGUAGACAGCAUUGACCGUUCUCGAUGGUUCCCUGUCAAUCCCGGGACCACGCCUCUGAUCCGGCUCCCCAUUAGCUGGGGCCCCGAAUGGCCAGGCCAUUCCCCCCUGCUAACAUGCCGCGAUCACGCAGAGGCCAUGUUCCCUGUCUCAACCCUUAUUGGCUACAAAGCAGGACCGGCAAGCCAAUCUCCACGUGAACCCUCUAUGGCUGUUAUUACACAUGCAUGUACGUUGAACUUCUUUCGCACCGUACGUCGCCAACCGUGCUAAUUGGAGGUGCGGGGGAAGGACAACAAACUAAACACAAAAAGCAAUUCUAAAGAUAUGGGUUUUCAAUCCAGAUUUAAAAAUGUAUAGUUCCAGUAGUUUCUUAAUGUCGGAAGGAAGAGCGUUCCAGACGGCCGCAGAAGCAUAUCUGAAAGCGCACGAUGCAGUAACCGUCUUUGUUCGAUGGCUUGCCAAAAUCCGCUGCGAGGAUGACCGGAGUUCCCGUGAUGGUUUAUGCUCUUCCAGCCCUGGUCAAUUCACUGCUGGAUGAAGGCCAACCCCACAAGCCCGCCGCCAUCUCUCACGAUCGUGCAGUGUUAACAAUCCACCCAGCGCCUGCGCAUGAGCUAAUCUCGUCAUUUCGUCUCCACGGUGGACGUCUCCUGGGACGCGUUCCAUUUCCUUGGCUGCCCCCUCAUCAUGAUUCUCGACCGUGUUGGCCCGUCAUCCCUUCUGCCAAAAUGUCUUGCCCCAAGCCCACUCAUUCUUAACGUUUUGCGGGUGUAAAUGGAUAACCCGUUCUAAAUGGAUAACCGACGAUAACCAUUUGUCAACUUCGGCGGUGGACGCAUUUACCCACCAGUCUCUGCACUGGGCAGUGCACAACGGUGCAGUGAUGGCAUUAUUGACGGGUUAUCAAAUAAUAAUAAUAAUACAGUAAUAAUAAUGUCAACCUGUGAUGUGCCGCACGACGUUCGCUAAGUCUCAUAGAAUGAGAGGACGACUCUGGAGGCGCAGGGAAACCACAGACACGCGGGAAGGCGGCCACGCGAUGAGCUGGCACAAACGAUUGCCAAAGCUCUGCGGUCCUCGAUAUUUUAAGGCGUUAACAGCUAAUUCAUGAGCGUUUACAUGAUGGAGGAAGCCGGAGAGUCCCUGGGGAAAAGCCACGCGUGCGAGGGGGAAACGCUCUAUCCCAUACAGACGAAAAAAGGGAGUUUCACCUUUUUUUUAAAUCCUUUAUAUUAAGUUCACUUGCUUGCUUACGACCGUGCAAAUCUUUCGGUCGUUUUUUAACCCACUUCCCAUGAUCCAAUCGAGCUGACAUUUUGCACACAGACUCGUUGUGCGUGACAAUUAAUUUUCCUUAAAAAAAUUUCCAAAAUUUUACACUGUUUAGGGGAAAAAAAUUACACAUUUAAUUACCAAUUGCUUAAUGGUGGCAGACAAUCUGACCCAUAGGUGGCAGCCAUCUCAAGCCAGAGGACGAGAGGACUCUAGCCGCCACGCAUAUAAAGGAUUUAGUGAAAAACUUAGUUUUUACUGGUUAAUUUUUCAGUGUCGCGUUCUCCUUGCGAGCCACGGUACGGCACCUCCUCGACGCCCAGGGGAAGGGAGUUUCACAACAUUUUCGCGAUUCACCAACCCUCGCCUCCACAAGCAUGCACAGCCUCCACCGACCGGAUAAUAUUUAUAUUUAAAUUAUAUUUCAACUUGCUUCACCAGUUAUUGCGGAGUUGAUCAUUUGUGAUUCUGCCCCCCUGAACUCGAGAAGUCAGUUUCCACCCAACCUGACCCCCAAACUCCUCCGUGCUUCCUCUUUGUCGCCAUUCUACGUUCAUCAAUCCUGCCUGUCCACGUGCCAAUUAUUACAAAAGUGCGUCGGUUUGCGUGUGCCUGCCAAUGCAAUGGAUAAGACAAAAAAAUAAUAAUCAGUAUCUGAAAAAAAUCCAUCCCUUGUGUGGAAUUUUAACUCCAGCAGAGGGUUGGAUCUGCCCAAUCCGAGCCGUGUCCACGCGUACCUGUAGAGGCAGAUUGCAUUGGGUUGAGGCGUGCUGCCGAUAUGCGUUCUAAAGUGGCUCAUUUAACUCUCAUCAAUUUUGUACACGGUUAACUUAGAUUUGUUUUUCUACAUUUGUUGCGUGUCUACAAUUGCUGUUUAUUUUAGGAUACUAUUACGGUCGUUUCUAACGCCAGCGUGAAUUUUCAAUUAACAUUCACAUGCUGGUGUUUGUUGUUGUUGUAUGCGUUUGCUGUGUGGUGCCACAAAGUGUGCUGCAGCUAUAACGUAGCAGGUAUGAUCCCGAGUAACGUAUUGUACACUGAUUAUUUGGUGAUGCCGCCGCCGCCGCUUGCGUUGGCAGCGGUGCACAAGCACAAAUUGACAAUGCAAAACAAACCCAAUACAUUCAUCAAUAACAUUGUGACCGUGAAAGAAACAAAUAUAAUAGGGGACAUUUCAUGUAUUUGUGUAGAUGUUCAACUUUUUUCGCACCGUACGUAGCCAACCAUGCUAAUCGGAGGUGCGGGGGAAAGACACAAAUCUAAAAUCAUGUGCUGUGUAUGUGUAUUCUUUUAAGGCCACGGUGUUAUUGACGAAUGCGUGAAGAUGUGUUUUUUUGCGCGAGUCGUAUACUGCGCAGGAGGCUUGGGGCAGCGUUUGGAUUUCAUCGUUUGCAUAUCGGCCACGUAUACGCAUCCCUUAUCGGCGCCUUGCCAGUUAGAGCACGGUAAGGCCCUGCACAGAUUGCGCGUGUUUGGACGCGCCAGUGAUGUAGGCUGAGAUGGUGGGUUAUGAUGCUGCUGCUGCUUGCAUUUUUUAUGUUUCUUAACAGUUUUAAGGCGAUAUUAAAUAGACGAGGGAAUGUGCAAGAGUUUGUUUUGUCGUUGUUACCAUAAAGUUAAGCAAUACUUAUUCAAGAGGUACUGUUGUAAAAGCUUGACGUAACAUACUCCUUGGAAGUUGGUGUACAUUUUGAGUAUUAUUGCUGUGUUUGAUUGACUUGUUUCCCAGUGAGCUAAUUGCAGUGCCAGUGGUGCAUUUCUGCUCAUUUGUAUAUGCGACAUGCUUUGAGACUCCUCGUUACAAAAUACUUUCAAACGCAAUGCUGAGAAUACAUUGCUGCAAGAAUGAAGAUGAUCUUGCAGACGGCUAUAGCAGUCACUUCAAGCAUAUAUAUUCAUUUGAAUGAUUCCAUCACUCGCAGUUUACAUUUUUUUAACCUUUUAAAGUUACAACUCUAUAAGCAUGUCUUAAAUGUUUUAUCGGCGUAGUGUUUCUGCACUUUUGCUCCAUUUGCAUUCCCUAUAUUUUGGGGGCUCUUGCUUCCUUAUUUGAGGUUUUUCUUAUUCUUUCAUCUUUUCAUUUUGCCAGGUUCAGGGAGUCGUGUCAAUCGGGUCUCGCCUGAUUACAUGUUUUUUUUUAGUUACUGAGAUCAAACCCUCUCUGCGGGCUUUAUUACAAGUCCAAUUCCACAAUGAUGUCUGCACGGAGUCUCAAACCCAUGGUGGUCGUAUUUUGCCAGAUGCUGCCAUCAGCCUUUAUUUCUUUAUUUAGGCUCCCACACUGCAUUAUGAGUUUUUUGCUGAAAUUAUCAUCGAGUCGGGGGCAUCUUCCAUUUACAUCCCUGAGCCAUCGGUGCAAACUCCCCUCUCCUGUGGCACGGACGAGUCUAACCGUAGGACAACUCCUGUUGACUUCCCCACAAAGUGGUACCUAUUCUCUCGACCCCGAGGGGGGGGGGGGAUGAUGGGCCGAGUCAACCCCACCCAUAAAAAAACUGGAUUUGAACCUCGCAACAUUCCGAUUUGAGAGCCGCUCGCUCUACCGCCGGAGCCACCCGGCACUGAUUUAACUGUGCCUGAGUGCGAGUGUCCGGCAAGUCGUGUCCACGAAACCGUUCGUCGUUCGUGGGGCCGUGUCUUUUCUCCCUCCGCUGAUUCCCUCGUCGCGUCGUCCACCUGUGCGGCCCCGCGUCAUCACCGUCGUGCCGUCGUGCCGCCGCCGCCACCUCGGUGAAGUUAUAUUUUUACACCCGUUUUUUUUUCUUUUGAUGUGGCUCAAUUUUUUUUAUUGGAACGGUAAACAAGUGUUUUGAGGUCCACGCUGGCCCGUCUCCGCUGACCCUCUCUCUGUGUGUGUGUGUGUGUGAACCCAGUGUGACCCGAAGCUGUGUGACUCACCGUGCCUUUGGUGUUUAGAUGUCACCCAAACGACAAACGGCACUGAUGCAUAGUUACCGCUGUCGGUAAAAGCCCGCGUGUGUGUGGUUAGCGCGGAAUUUAGUCGUGCAAGCGGUUAGUGCGAUGUGCUACGAACCCGGCGAUCCGUGUUUUGAUACUCGCUCACGGUCCAACAGCGGUGACCAUUAUCUGAAUCGGUCCUGGGUCCUAGCCUAAGUCGACUCAGCCUUAAAUGAAUACCUGGUGCGGUGUGUAAACAUCAGGCCCUGGAAAGACAAAAGGCAGCCUGCCCUUGGGCUUCCAGGAAUACUGUGCCAGGCGUGUGAAGACCAGUCCUGGGAACACAAAGAUGAUCGAGUCCAACGUUGGCCACACCACCUCCUCGUGUGCUGUGCUGGCUUUGAGGCGCUUGCUAACAGUUAUUCCCCCCAAUAGUCUGUAAGGCUACACAGGGGAUCAAUUGUUUUGUGUUUGUGGGUUUAAACUACAGCAGUAAAGUGACAAUUGCAAGGUUUGUUUGUGACCAUUAAUUGGAUUUUGUUCAAAUGUUUGCAUAAAUGACACUCACAUUUAUACAUUUUUUGAGGAAUUCCAAAGUCUGCCAAAAUCUCUUGGGUUUUCCCCCGUAACAUUUAGAAGUGUAUUUGAAAAGGCAUAAAUCUGCAUUAUGAACUUAGACUGAUCCCCUUUUCAAGGCUGCCUCAAGGAUAUUAAAACCAUAAACAAUCUUCUAUUUAAAUCCCUAGCAAGAUCUUGAAUCUUUGCCGAGUUUCCUUAAGGAAAGAAACGGAAAUAUUCGACAUCAUAAAAAAAAUUCCGUGCACUCUACAUGAAUCAAAUACAGAAGAUGCAUUAUCUCGGUGCAGCCACCAGUUCGUUGUGAUCAGACCACGGUCACGCCACUGCUGGAUGAAGGCCUCUCCAGGCUGCCACCCACCCACCUCUCAGUCUUGCCACUGGUUGCACAGCCACAACCAGUGGCAGGCCAGGGGUUCCUGGAGGCCUGGGGCAAAAUACCACGGAUUGCAGCUCCCACAGGCCUGGUGUGGGCUGACUGCCCUCUUUGUGCGAGGCCGAUUUACCCCCAAGCCCCCUCCCCGGGGCCUCACAACAGAGGGCAGGCUCCUGGGCCACCGCUGAGGAGGGUGCAACAGGCUCAUUCGCCGGAACUUCCUGCGCCAAGUGGAACUGGUGAAGCUACGUUCAUUGGUAGAUUGCACGUAAUUACCACACGCAGAUGAGUGUGUAGAAAUUACACACCGCCCCUCCCCUCCCAUCUUGCCUCGUCAAUUGUCUGAUUUGAGCCGUGCACAAACCCGACUGCGAGGUGAAUAGAUCGUUCUGAUGAGCAAUAGUACCUAAUUUCAGCCGGAACGCUGCUGCAGUAAUUAUUUUGUCACACUUCAUUAAUCUAUUAUUAUUUUUUCCUUAUAGGAACGUAAGGGACAGUAAUAAAAAAAUGGACGGGCGUGCUUUG
This is a messenger RNA of Lethenteron reissneri (Far Eastern brook lamprey), 12515 nucleotides long. Its product is annotated as guanine nucleotide-binding protein G(i) subunit alpha-2-like. Gene Ontology annotation, biological process: G protein-coupled adenosine receptor signaling pathway; adenylate cyclase-inhibiting G protein-coupled receptor signaling pathway; gamma-aminobutyric acid signaling pathway. Gene Ontology annotation, molecular function: G protein-coupled receptor binding; G-protein beta/gamma-subunit complex binding; GTPase activity. Lineage: Eukaryota; Metazoa; Chordata; Hyperoartia; Petromyzontiformes; Petromyzontidae. Gene Ontology annotation, cellular component: heterotrimeric G-protein complex; cytoplasm. The record is from RefSeq and is a predicted model, not a curated record.